Molecule: messenger RNA, 756 nt
Organism: Aspergillus heteromorphus CBS 117.55
Lineage: Eukaryota; Fungi; Ascomycota; Eurotiomycetes; Eurotiales; Aspergillaceae
Product: class I SAM-dependent methyltransferase
Exons: 1
Source: RefSeq, a predicted model, not a curated record
ACCAGCCCCAAUAGCCUCCUCAACUUCCACCUCACCUCCCGGGAGAGCCACGCCUACCCCCUCCAACACAACCACCUCGCCUCCAACCGGCUCAACCUCCAACACUUCCUCUGGCGCGAAGUCUUCAACUUCACCAUCCACCCCUCGAUCCACCUCCCUUCCACCCCACCCCCAUCCAUCGCCGACAUAGCCACCGGCACGGCCCUCUGGCUCCUCGACGUGUCCCGCCUCCACCCAAGCAGCCCCCUCACGGGCCUCGACAUAACCCUCACCCUCGCCCCGGCCCCCUCCUCCCUCCCCCGCAACAUCACCCUGCAACCCUGGGACCUCUUCACCCCCAUCCCGCCCUCCCUCUCCAACAACUUCGACCUCAUCCACAUCCGCCUCCUCAUCCUUGUCCUGUCCGGUAUCGACGACACCCUCACCGUCUUACAUCGUCUGCACUCACUCCUCCGACCAGGCGGGUAUAUCCAGUGGGAGGAGAUCGAUGUCGUGAAUAUGGUGGUCAGAAAGGACGACGAGAGUAUGCCGACGCCGGCGCUGGAUGCCCUCCGCGGGGUGUUUUAUGCGGAGGGAAGACAUGAUUGGAUCGUUGAGGUUGGGGGGUUGAGGGGGUGGUUGGAGAGGGUGGGGUUUACGGGGAUCCGGGUCGAGAGGUAUUGUGAGGGGAGGGAGUUGGGGAGGGCGUUUGGCGAUCUGCAUCUGUGGACGGUGGAGGAGGUGGUGGGGAAGUUGGAACGGGAGGGGAAGGGCGAU